Molecule: messenger RNA, 3326 nt
Organism: Plasmodium vivax (malaria parasite P. vivax)
Lineage: Eukaryota; Apicomplexa; Aconoidasida; Haemosporida; Plasmodiidae
Product: heat shock 70 kDa protein, putative
Exons: 1
Coding region: 577-2649 (690 amino acids)
Biological process (GO): cellular response to unfolded protein; protein refolding
Cellular component (GO): cytoplasm
Molecular function (GO): ATP-dependent protein folding chaperone; misfolded protein binding; heat shock protein binding
Source: RefSeq, a predicted model, not a curated record
UAUAAACAUUUUUUUUAUCUUGCAAAAAAAAAAACAAAAAAAAAAACGAAAGUUCAAAAGGAAUUUAUAUCACAUACGUAUCGUUUUAUGUACAGAAAAAAGUUGAUCAACUGAGGUAUAUUCCCUUUUUUACGGAAUUGUAAAAAUAUCGUUUUAUUCACCCUUAUUAUAUUAAAAUAUAAUAUAAUAAUAUCGUAUAUUAUAGUAUAAUACAGUACAAUUGUUUUUUUCUCCCCUUUUCGUGUUUCCCUCCUUGUUCUGUGUUUUCACAUUUUGUGGUAAAAAAAAACAGGAACAGUAUUUUCGGUUUUUUUUUUUUUUUUACGCUCGAGAGGACGAAGCACAGUGUAUGCUUCCUUCCCGUAAGUAGCCCCGCUUGUUGUUGCUUCCUCUUUUGCCAAGAAGAGUCGGCACAACUGCGCAAGCUGCUGCGGUGUGAGUUAAGCACUCUGUACUGCGCACCUUACCGUUUGCGGAGGAGCGUUAAGAAGAAGCACAACCCCCCUGUUUUCUUGCGUGCUCGCACUGUUUUGCCAAUUUCGACACUUGUUCCCCCUUUAAAUCGCUAAUCUCAAAAUGGCCAGCGGAAAGGCGUCCAAGCCAAACCUCCCCGAGUCGAACAUCGCAAUCGGCAUUGACCUCGGAACCACCUACUCCUGCGUCGGCGUAUGGAGAAACGAAAAUGUAGAUAUCAUUGCCAACGACCAGGGAAACAGAACCACCCCAUCGUAUGUGGCCUUCACGGACACGGAGAGACUAAUAGGAGAUGCUGCGAAGAACCAAGUGGCGAGGAACCCAGAGAACACCGUCUUCGAUGCGAAGAGGUUAAUCGGAAGGAAGUUCACCGAGUCGUCCGUGCAAAGCGAUAUGAAGCACUGGCCCUUUACCGUCAAAUCCGGUGUUGAUGAGAAGCCCAUGAUUGAGGUGAGCUACCAAGGGGAGAAGAAAUUAUUCCACCCAGAGGAAAUCUCCUCCAUGGUUUUGCAAAAGAUGAAAGAAAAUGCAGAAGCGUUUUUGGGAAAGUCCAUCAAAAAUGCAGUGAUCACCGUGCCAGCCUAUUUUAAUGAUUCCCAAAGACAAGCCACGAAGGACGCAGGUACCAUUGCCGGUUUGAAUGUCAUGAGAAUUAUUAACGAGCCAACCGCAGCUGCUAUUGCGUAUGGUCUUCAUAAAAAGGGAAAGGGAGAAAAGAACAUUCUCAUUUUCGACCUCGGAGGAGGAACCUUCGAUGUAUCCCUCCUCACGAUUGAAGAUGGCAUUUUCGAGGUGAAGGCCACAGCUGGAGAUACCCACUUGGGAGGAGAAGAUUUUGACAACAGAUUGGUCAACUUUUGUGUUGAAGAUUUUAAGAGAAAAAAUAGAGGCAAAGAUUUAUCUAAAAAUAGCAGAGCGUUGAGAAGGCUAAGAACCCAAUGUGAGAGAGCCAAGCGUACUUUGUCCUCUUCCACCCAAGCCACCAUCGAAAUUGAUUCCCUUUUUGAAGGUAUUGACUACAGUGUGACGGUGAGCAGAGCCAGAUUUGAGGAGCUAUGUAUUGACUACUUCAGAGACACACUCAUUCCUGUGGAGAAGGUUUUGAAAGAUGCCAUGAUGGAUAAGAAGAGCGUGCACGAAGUUGUCCUUGUAGGUGGUUCCACGAGAAUUCCAAAAAUUCAAACGCUCAUUAAGGAGUUUUUCAAUGGAAAGGAAGCCUGCAGGUCGAUUAACCCUGAUGAAGCCGUCGCGUAUGGUGCAGCAGUGCAAGCAGCCAUUUUGUCUGGUGAUCAGUCCAAUGCCGUGCAGGAUUUACUCCUCUUAGAUGUGUGCUCUCUAUCCCUCGGUUUGGAAACCGCAGGAGGUGUUAUGACCAAGCUGAUUGAGAGAAACACCACCAUCCCAGCGAAGAAGAGCCAAAUCUUUACCACCUAUGCUGAUAACCAACCAGGUGUCUUAAUCCAAGUGUACGAAGGAGAGAGAGCCCUAACAAAGGACAACAACCUGUUGGGUAAAUUUCACCUAGACGGUAUCCCCCCUGCUCCUAGGAAAGUACCCCAAAUUGAAGUCACCUUUGAUAUUGAUGCCAAUGGUAUCCUUAACGUCACCGCUGUUGAGAAAUCCACUGGAAAGCAGAAUCAUAUUACCAUUACGAAUGACAAGGGAAGAUUGUCCCCAGAAGAAAUCGACCGUAUGGUCAACGACGCUGAGAAGUACAAGGCGGAAGAUGAGGAGAACAAAAAAAGAAUUGAAGCGAGAAAUAGCCUCGAAAAUUACUGCUAUGGAGUGAAGAGCUCUCUAGAGGACCAGAAAAUUAAAGAGAAAUUGCAACCCGCCGAAAUUGAAACCUGCAUGAAGUGUAUCACUACCAUUUUGGAGUGGCUAGAGAAGAACCAGUUGGCUAGCAAGGAAGAAUAUGAGUCCAAGCAGAAGGAAGCUGAAUCUGUGUGUGCUCCCAUCAUGUCGAAGAUAUAUCAGGACGUCGGUGGUGCCGCUGGCGGAAUGCCCGGUGGAAUGCCCGGUGGAAUGCCCGGUGGAAUGCCCGGAGGUAUGCCAGGAGGCAUGCCCGGAGGCGGAAUGCCCGGUGGAAUGAACUUCCCAGGUGGCAUGCCAGGCGGCGGAAUGCCCGGAGGAGCCCCCGCUGGAAGUGGACCCACCGUCGAGGAAGUCGAUUGAACGGCGUGAUCAUCCGAAGCGUCACCAGAGAAAUCGCUGCUCAGGGGUGAUGCGGGCGGUAUGUAUUUACUGUCCAGUUGCGUGAAGAGAGUGGGGGUGAAUAUACGUAUGCCUUUUGCAGAGGCCUUACAAGCGCGUUCGCCUUUCCCCCCCCCGCGCACCUCGCCCAUCUAUGGAAGAGCAUACACACAGGAGAACACUAUGUGGGUGUGGCCCGUGCCACCUUUUGCACGCGCGCCGGUGCGCAAAACCUAUUGCGCUAAACCGAUUGCGUUUGCCAUGGUGCGCUUGCCCAGGUGCGUUUACGUGUGUCCCACGAGUCGCUCUCCCGAAAAAAAAAAAAAAAAAUAAUUAAUCGCCAGUCAUCACCACAAAUCGUCGCAAAUCACUAAUCAUCACCACUCACCACGCGUCACUCGCUGUGCUAACAUACGCGCGCUCGGCGUGCCACGCAUGCAUUGUAAACCCAUGUAACUUUCUUUUUUCUGUAAAUUAAGGAGCUAUAUAUAUAUACAUAUACAUACACAUGUGCAUGUGAGAAUGCCUAUAGGAUGCUUAACGAAUCGCGCGAAUCAGUGCAGAUGUAUUUUUUUUUUUUUUAAAAACACUGAAAGAAUAGCAACACGAAAAGGAACACUAUAUAAUAAAAAUUAUAGUUACAUUGGAUUUUGCCUUGG